Messenger RNA from Scleropages formosus (Asian bonytongue), 1764 nucleotides. It is a transcript of the gene dusp5, whose product is annotated as dual specificity phosphatase 5. The transcript is spliced from 4 exons. The record is from RefSeq and is a predicted model, not a curated record. Lineage: Eukaryota; Metazoa; Chordata; Actinopteri; Osteoglossiformes; Osteoglossidae. Gene Ontology annotation, cellular component: cytoplasm; nucleus. Gene Ontology annotation, biological process: negative regulation of MAPK cascade; endoderm formation; protein dephosphorylation. Gene Ontology annotation, molecular function: MAP kinase tyrosine/serine/threonine phosphatase activity. Bases 108 to 1211 code for a protein of 367 amino acids.
UGUAGUCGUGCUCGCGCUACGCGGUCCCGUUGUUCUGGCCCACACGACCAGCGUGAAAUUCAUUUUACUUCACUUGCAGUAUUAUCCGCCGAGGACCGAGUGGCAAUAUGAAGGUGAAAAGCAUAGACUGCCGCCGUCUUAAAAAAAUCCUAAGGAAGGAACGUGGGAGCUGUCUCGUUGUGGAUUGUCGCCCCUACUUUUCAUUCACAAACUCGAGCAUCAAAGGGUCCGUGAACGUGAACCUGAACUCGGUGGUGGUGCGCAGGUCGCGCGGCGGUCCCGUGCCGCUCCACUUCGUGAUCCCGGACGAGCGCGCGCAGUACCGCCUUCGCGAGGGCAGCAUCUCGGCCGUGGUGGCGCUGGACGACCGGACGCCCCACUGGCAGAAGCUGAAGAAGGACAGCAUCGCGCAGAUAGUGAUCAACACGCUGUCGCACCUGGCGAGCGGGACCAACAUCUGCUUCCUCAAAGGAGGAUAUGAGAACUUCCACUCCCAGUACCCUGAACUCUGCACAGAGUUGAAACCCCUCCCGCAGAGCGGUACUGAAAGCGAAAAAAUGGUGGGGAUGAACCUGUGUGAGAAACUCGGCGCCCAGCACACGCCAGAUUACGAUCAGGGGAAGCCUGUGGAAAUCCUGCCUUUCCUCUACCUCGGUAGUGCCUACCAUGCCUCCAGGCAGGACUAUCUCGGCGACCUUCACAUCACAGCCCUCCUCAAUGUGUCCCGGAGAGACACGGAGCCAUCCAAAGGUCACUUCAAUUACAAAUGGAUUCCGGUGGAGGACAGUCAUACAGCAGACAUUCACUCCCAUUUCCAGGAGGCUAUUGAAUUUAUCGAUGGUGUGAAGCAGGCUGGGGGGAAGGUCCUCGUCCACUGCGAAGCCGGUAUCUCCAGGUCACCCACCAUUUGCAUGGCCUACAUCAUGAAAACCAAGCGACUGCAGCUCGAGGAAGCGUUCGACUUCAUCAAGCAAAAGCGGACACUCAUCUCUCCGAACUUUGGCUUUAUGGGCCAGUUGCUCCAGUUUGAAACUGAAAUCUUUUCCUCCCCUGCUGCUGCCACCCCCUGUGGCCAAGAGACUGUGUCAUUCACCUUCAACAAAAACUUUGAAUCCUCAGUGUUUAAUCUUCCCAAUGCCUUCCUGGCACCUGGGCCCCUUCAGUCACCAGUCCACCAGUUAAAGCUAAAUCCCAUAACUGCGCUGCCUUAAUGUUGCCGCUCAGAAUCCCGUUGGUCUCCGAAUACUUGAAGAAGGACGUUCAUCUCAUGUCCACACUUUCAGAACAGGGAAACUGGAUUUUCUUGAAGGAGAAACUGAGAUAAAGAAUGAAAGGGUUAAGGACAAAGAACUCUAACACGUUCAUACGGACUCCGUUGCCUUUUGUUUCUUUAGUAAAAACAGCAAUAUCUGCCUUACCUUGAUGUUGUGAUCUUUGCCUGUUGAGAAUUUGGGCAGGCAUUAAUUUAUUUUCUCAUUAACAUUUCAGUGGAAUUGUCAACACAAUUUUGCCAAAUAAAAAAAAUGGUAAUUUCAAAGUUUGUCCUGGUAUCUCUUCCAAAAAAAAAAAAAAAAAAAAACACAAAUGUAAUAAAAGACAAACAUUUUUGUACGAGGUUUCUGAUUGGGGCUUUAUUCUGUUCAUUUUGGUGGGCUAUUGCAUGAAAUAUUACCAAUGAUGACGGUGUAACAAUUUUCGUAGUCUGCAUUAACUCCACACGUUAUGUAACUUGUGGAGAGUUUUCUGGAACUUACCACAUCGUUU